Malania oleifera is the source of this 1152-nucleotide messenger RNA. RefSeq names its product guanine nucleotide-binding protein subunit gamma 1. Bases 453 to 752 code for a protein of 99 amino acids. Lineage: Eukaryota; Viridiplantae; Streptophyta; Magnoliopsida; Santalales; Ximeniaceae. The record is from RefSeq and is a predicted model, not a curated record. The transcript is spliced from 4 exons. Gene Ontology annotation, biological process: G protein-coupled receptor signaling pathway.
GCCAUCACCGGAAAACAGUUGUAAUAAAAAUAAUAAAAGAUUUAUAAGCAACAAGACACUCGCGCACCGGUGUGGAUCAUUGGCGCACCGAGGGGCCAGCGAGAAAUAAUGCAACGAAGCCAAUAAGAAAAAGAAACAAAAGAAGCUUUUUACAAUAAACGGAGAAAUCGAAAAGUCUUCCUUCCCUCCUUAUCCAAGUCGACGAGGACCGGAGCAGUACGGAGAUUUUAACUCUGCUUUCUUAUCUUCCUCGGAUCCAUCUGUCUUUGCAGAUCUCUUUCUUAGGGUUCGAUGCAGCUAAAAUUGUGCUCCAGAGCAUGAUUUUGGUGUGCUUUUGUAGCUUGUUUUGAGUUUUGAGUAGAGGCGAGUUUGUGGUGGAGUUCUCGUUUCCUUGUGAAUUUUGAUUUUAGGGUUUGGGAAGGUGGGAAGCAGUCGCUGCAUGCGUUUGAGAGAUGCAGUCAGCAGUCGAGUCUGAAACGGCACCGUCUGACGAUCUUCAGGGACCGAGAGGGAAGCAUCGGAUGCUUGCGGAGGUGAAGCGCCUCGAUCAGGAAACGAAGUCCCUGGAGGAAGAGUUGGAAGAGCUUGAAAAAACAGAAAGUGUUUCAGCUAUAUGCGAGGAGCUGCUGCGCAACAUAGAAACCAUCCCGGAUCCCCUACUGCCAAUAACAAAUGGCCCUGCAAACCCCUUAUGGGAUAGAUGGUUUGAAGGUCCCCAGGAUUCAGGAGGCUGCAGAUGCUGGAUGCUCUAAUUGGAAGCUGCUUGGUGAUUGACGCUCAUCUCCAAUUGUCCCUAGACCUUAAAAUUUGUUUCAUUGCAGACAUGUUACUACAUCUCUGUUUCAAUAAUUGUUUGAUGAAAUGUUUUAUUGCGGGCAAUGCUAAGAGUUUUAGUUCAAUUGUGAUGAAAGUACAGCUGACACUGUUUUUAGUUAAAAUUAGGAUUUUUGAGCUUCCGCACACAUUGAGAAAGAUCAUUAUCAUCGUCCCUCAUCCUCUGAUAUGGUUUCAAACUUUUUCCUUUAUUAGUUUGAGAACUAUUGAGUGGGAAUUGUAAAAUAUGACCUUUACUGACAUGAGCUCAACCCGUAUGGAUGCCAUGUUCAAACACAUUCUGCUAUCUUUGAAAUACAAUUUGGUGUCUUUUCACUC